GCUUAACAAACCCGCAUUUAUUCCGAGCUCCUGAAUGUGUCCGGCAGUACCAUAGCGCCUCCUCCCAACGCACACCUGACCUUCUGCUGCAGAGGCCGGGGGAAUAAAACAAUUACCUGCAGCUAGGUAAACCACAAAUGCUUUGUGAAAGCCUUCACACUGCGCUUUCACACAAAAAUGCCAAAAUGUCACAAUCUUCAAACUUUACGGAUACAACACACCGUUAAGAGUUUUUGCCAUGUGUGAUGAAGGUCACCUGCAAAAGUCAAAACAGGAUUUUCAAAAUAAAAUACGUUUCGUAAGACCUACGUGGAAAAAAAAGUCUGUUAAAGAUGCCUUUGAAAAGACAGCUGAGCAAUGCGUCUGAGAAUAAUCUUCCUCUGUGGACAUCUAUGACUUCAGACCACAGAGAGGGAAUUUAUUUCAGAACAUUAAUCCCACAAGAAAAUUGCAAAUCCUAAAUCCUGUGAGACAAACACAACUGUACAAGGAGAGAAAGGAGAAGCACUCCUCUCAUUCUGCAUCCCAGUCUCUCCUUUGAGCCUCAAGUUAGUGGUGGCUGGGUUUGCAGCAGGCAGUAUAUGAAGCAGAAGACCACAUUCGGUACUUUGAUGAUGGUAAACGUCCUAUCCGGGCCUGACCUUUGACCCCUUCCCCUCCCUGAGAAGGACACAGUUCCCCUGCCAUGUAAAAAAAGUGAAGUUAAAAAGUGCGCGGAAUGAGACGAAACGUUUUUAAAACAGCACUGGGUGAAGAAGGGGUGUGAGCUGGUGGGUGUCGCUGGUGAUGUCACACCUCCCAGACAGCCAGGAUUGGACCCUAAUUAGAAAGCUCGGCAGCAAAUAGAUAGGCGUCCUGCAUGAUUGAAUUCAAAGUGGCUGAUGCCAAAAUUUCUGCAGAGGCGCGGCAAAAACUGGCUGAGAGGAGCGAAGCAGCCGGGAUCAGUGCUGCUGAGAGCUGCCACGCUGCGCUGCGAACACAGUCUCUCUAUGAGCUGGAGGCGAGCUGGAGUUUCUGAGGUGAUACAGGAACAGCGAGACGCGAAGCCCCUCUCCCUGGUUUGAAGGGAUAAAAAAGAAGAAUAGCCGAAAAUAUAGUCCGAGUGUUCGUCAAAGCCGAGGACGCAGCGCUAUCAGAGAGCAACGGAGGCUGACGCCAGACAAGUACAAAGGAGAAUUGAGCCGCCGAGUUCAAGUUAUCCCUGCGCCUCGCUCCAAAGGUCUGCGCUGAUGGCAUCCGUACUUGGAAACAACAGCCGCGCGUCGGGGGCUCAGGGCAGCCAGGUGAAAUGCAAGCUGAGAAGGAGGAGGAGGAGGCGAUCCAAGAGAAAAGAGAAAGUCAGUAUGCUGUCGGCAUUGAUUGCUCCCUUCAAGUACAUAAGCCCUGGGACCAGCAGCACAGAGGACGAGGACAGUUUAAGCACUAGCAGUGCAGAGGUGAAGGAAAACCGCAAUAUUGGUAACUUAGAGGAUCGCUCCAUAGGGCCCGGGGAGUGUCAGUCAACAAGAAGCGGGAGCUCUGGUCUGAAGAGGAAACGGCCACUGGAGGAAGACAAUAACGGGCACCUGUGUCAACUCCGUCUGAUCUAUAAGAAACUGUCCUGGUCUGAGGCUCCAAAGAACGCGCUGGUACAGCUGAAUGAGCUGCGGCCCGGCCUGCAGUACCGGAUGGUGUCUCAGACGGGCCCCGUCCAUGCUCCUGUCUUCUCCAUCGCUGUGGAAGUCAACGGGCUGACCUUUGAGGGCACAGGCCCCACGAAGAAGAAAGCCAAGAUGAGGGCCGCAGAGCUGGCCCUCAAGUCCUUCAUCCAGUUCCCCAAUGCUCCUCAGGCCCACCUAGCCAUGGGAAACAUUUCAAACCCUUCAGCCGACUUCACCUCAGACCAGGCCGACUUUCCCGACACGCUCUUUAAGGAGUUUGAGUCUUCGUCGUGCUCCGACCGCCUCUCGCUCUGCAACUCGGAAACCGAAAGCGAGUUACUUUCCAGCGAGCUGCUCAGACACGGGCGGUUGCUGCGCCACACCUUGGACCUGAUGGUGCAGGCGCAGCAGAGGCUCGGUGGAAUUGUCCAAGAGCCCGAGGCCCCUAAGAGCCCCGUGGCUGUGCUCAAUGAGCUGCGGCCGGGCUUGCGCUACGCCUGUCUUUCGGAGCGAGCCGAAGGCCGACGACUGCGCAGCUUUGUGAUGGCUGUGCGCGUGGACGGGCGGAUUUUCGAGGGCUAUGGCCGCAGCAAGAAGCUGGCCAAGAAUCAGGCAGCCCAGUGUGCUCUUCAGGCCCUCUUCAACAUCAGGACGGCACCCGAGGGGAGAACAGGUCUCAAAGCCAGCAGGCAGAGUUGUCCUCAUUUACCCCAGGACUUUGCUGAUUCAAUAUUCCACUUGGUGAGGGAGAAGUACCGGUCGCUGGUGGGCGGCUGCAGUCCUGCGCACGCUCGGCACAAAUCCCUGGCAGGCAUCGUAAUGACCCGAGGUCUGGACCUGAGACACGCCCAGGUGGUGGCGUUAUCUACUGGCACCAAGUGCAUCAACGGAGAGUAUCUGAGUGAUCAGGGACAAGUAGUCAAUGACUGUCACGCUGAAGUCACAGCCCGACGAGCCUUGCUACGCUUCCUCUACUCCCAACUUGAACUCUUCGUGAGUAAAAGGCCGGAGGACUGGGAGGAGUCGAUAUUUGUGCACCACAAAGAGUGCGGCUACAGGUUGAGAGACAACAUCCAUUUCCACAUGUACAUCAGCACCUCGCCGUGUGGAGACGGGAGGCUCAACUCUCCAUACGAAAUCACUGCUGACCUGCACAGCAGCAGACACUUAAUGAGGAAGCAUCGGAGUCACCUGCGGACUAAAAUCGAGUCGGGCGAGGGGACGGUGCCGGUGCGUUGCCGGGGACCCGCCCAGACCUGGGACGGUGUCCUUCAGGGUGAACAUCUCAUCACCAUGUCCUGCACAGACAAGCUCACAAGAUGGAACAUCCUGGGCCUGCAGGGGGCAUUGCUGAGCCAUUUUGUGGAACCAGUGUACCUGCAUAGCAUGACCGUUGGCAGCCUGCGUCACACGGGCCAUCUGGGCAGAGUUCUGAACCAGCGUCAGGAGCGCCUGGGCCCACUGCCUGCCACAUACAGACGCAACCAGCCCCUGCUCAGCGGCUUGAGCAGUGCCGAUUAUCAGCAGCCGGGGAAGGCGUCAUGUGUGUGCGUCAACUGGACGUUGGGUGACGCACAGUUGGAGGUGGUCAACACCGCAACCGGACGGAGACGAGACUCAGGGACACCCUCGCGUCUCUGCAAGCACGCCCUGUUCACCCGCUGGAACAGACUGUACCGCAAGUUGGGGAUCCACGCGUCCAGCUCGGCGGACCGCCAACUCAUGUACGGCGAGGCCAAGAUGGCGGCGCGCCCUUACCAGACAGCGAAGCAGCAGUGGUUCAGGUCUCUGCAGGAAAUGGGCCUCGGCACCUGGGUCAAAAAACCCCCAGAGCAGGAGCAGUUCCUGCUGUCGGACUGAGUGAGAGAGAGUGUGUGUGUGAGGGUGUGUUUGUUUAACCAUCUCUUUUUUUUUGGGUCCAAUGAGUCUAUGUUUCACAACCCAGUUUAACCUCUAAACUCAAGGCUGUCAGCCCAGCAUGUGUGUGUGUGUCUGCAUUUCAUUCUCCACGUACACCCAGGACGACAGGCGGAAGGUUAACUGGACGGCUGAAAAGAAACGGGACACGAGGGUGGACUUGGUGUUCUUUAAGCACACAAACACACGAGUUUAAGCAAACACCCACCUAAA
Pelmatolapia mariae (spotted tilapia) is the source of this 3770-nucleotide messenger RNA. It is a transcript of the gene adarb2, whose product is annotated as adenosine deaminase RNA specific B2 (inactive). The transcript is spliced from 10 exons. Gene Ontology annotation, molecular function: tRNA-specific adenosine deaminase activity; double-stranded RNA adenosine deaminase activity; double-stranded RNA binding. Lineage: Eukaryota; Metazoa; Chordata; Actinopteri; Cichliformes; Cichlidae. Gene Ontology annotation, biological process: RNA processing; adenosine to inosine editing. Bases 1230 to 3500 code for a protein of 756 amino acids. The record is from RefSeq and is a predicted model, not a curated record. Gene Ontology annotation, cellular component: cytoplasm; nucleolus.